ACAAAUCCUAAUAACCCGUGCUCACGAGAAACUAUCUGGUGCUCACGAGAAACUUUCUGGUGCUCACGAGAAACUAUCUGGUGCUCACGAGAAACUUUCUGGUGCUCACGAGAAACUUUCUGGUGCUCACGAGAAACUAUCUGGUGCUCACGAGAAACUUUCUAGUGCUCACGAGAAACUAUCUGGUGCUCACGAGAAACUUUCUGGUGCUCACGAGAAACUUUCUGGUGCUCACGAGAAACUAUCUCGUGCUCACGAGAAAGUAUGUUGUGCUCGUGAGAAUGUAUCUGGUGCAAGCGGGUGAAGUAAGUGCAGUUGUUUAGAGGAUGGCUACCGCAAAUGAUAUCGACCUGAUUAACUUUCUAAAAACACGACAUAUUCCUGAUAAUGUCAUCAACAAGUUCAAGGAAGAUAAGGUAAGCAGUUUCACUUUUGUUUAACUUAAUAUUCUUAAUGUAAUUCGCAUUUCAGAGAUGUUAGUAGCUUAUUGAAGUUUCUUUUAUUUUGCUCUUCGCUGUCUUACUUGUAAGGUAUUUUCCUGUUGGCAUUGUAAACCUUCUAAUUUUGUUUUGUUUUGUUGUUGUUAUUUACUUAUUUAUUUUUUAGAUUGAUAUUAACGUCAUAAAUGUCAUGACUGAUGAGGACUUAGCCCUGUAUCUCCAAAGAUAUGGAGACCGACUAGCCAUAAAAGCAUUCUGUCGGCAAAGAAGAGCGUGGUUGGAACCGCCAGAAGUAAAGUCAGCUCUCAUGUGGCGAGUGAGAGACAAAAUUCAGGGACAACGGAAAACUGCUUCCUUUGACGAUACAGCAGGCCCUGGUGUUGGAAAUCGGCAUGCCGCAAAAGACAGUCGGCGGAUUGAAAUGGGAUGGCUCCACUUUUCUAAUGGAAAUUAUCACCAGGUCCGAACGAGACAUGGAGGUGGAACACGGCACUUGUCUGUCCAAAAAACAGUUACGAUGGAGGAGCUGUUGAUAACUGGAAAAGACUUGUUUUUUCCAAAUGGUCACUCUGCUAAAGGACCAGUAGAGUGCUUCAUGUUUGACAUUCGGGAUUUCAGCCACAACAUAGUUCCCCUUGAAUGUACAGUGGCCCAGCUAUAUGAGCAGACAAAGAUUAGAGUGCUUCGCAUUUACCUAUGCUCCCAAGAAAAGAGCAAAGAGGAUUUUCCUAAAGAUGUCAUUCUUUCCGACACAUCUUCAGAUUUUGAGCCCACUGAGAACAGAGUUGUAAAGACCAGGAGGAUGCAGAGACAGACUACAAGGACCCGAACCAGGAAAUAUCUUAGGAAGACAAGAAGUGAUCAUCAGUUGGAUCACCCAGAUAAAUCAUCAGAUUCCGAUAUAUCACCCAGUGUCUCAACGCCGGAAAAACAUGGAAUUGUGGGCGAAUCAAGCAAGCACUUAAGACUUCCCUCUGACACGAGCUGCACAGAGAUCCUGCAUUCACCAUCCUCCGAUGAUGUUGGGAAUGAUUCACAUCAACAUACGAGCUGGCAUGAACCUGAAGAUGCAGAACAGUUUAAUAAUGAGUCCGAUUCCCAUCUUGCCCAGGCUAUCAAUGCAUCUCUUGAAGACUUUGAAGUACAGUUUGGGCCUGUUUCAAGUCAAGAUGGAGAUAGUCUUGACUCCACCCUACCCUGGAACCCAGAUAACAUCAACACACAUCAGCAUUCAACACUAAAUGCAGGACCUGUAUCAUCAAACACUAACCCAGCCUCCCCAACCCAAUCUGUCAAGGAGAUCCGCUGUGUUACAGUCAGACGAAUCAAUGUAGUUCACGAUGUCAUUGAUAUCUUCAUGGAACCAGAAGUGCUGAAUGUUGAGUUAAAGAUGGAGUUAAAAAAUGAAAAAGCUGUUGAUAGUGAUGGUGUGUCAAGAGAAGUGUACUCUGCUUUCUGGGAACAUUUCCUAGAACAGUGUGAGGGGGAGGAUGAACGGGUUCCCAGACUACGACCAGACUUUACUGAGCAGCAGUGGCAAGCUGUUGGAAGAGUUUGGUUAAAAGGGUAUUUAGACCACAACAUCAUACCAAUCCGACUGUCACCAGCUUUUGUUCUCGCCUGUUGUCAAGGAGUCAGUUCAGUCGAUGAGGAACUUUUAAUGAUGUCAUUUAGCAGAUUUAUAUCAGGACCUGAGCAGGUGGCCGUUGAGAAAGCUCUGCAAGGCAACAUGGAUGAAACUGCUGAAGAAGACUUACUUGAGCUUCUUUCAAGAAUGGGGUCACACUGCCUGCCCUCAAAAGACAAUUUACAGGCUUCCCUUUUAACAAUGGCACAUAAAGUUCUUCUCCAAGAGCCAAAGUUUGUAAUAGACUGUUUUCACUCCACUAUUCACAAUGCUGUGCCAUCACUCACCAACAAAGAUAGUAUAAUGACACUUUAUGAGUCUAAGAGGCCAACUAACAAAAACGUGGCCCAAAUGAUAAAGCCAACAAGUGAAAGCCUGAAUCCACAAGAGCAGUCAGCCCUUAACCACCUGCUGAGGUAUGUGAGAAGCACUGACAGAAGAAAACUAGAGAGAUUCUUACGCUUCUGCACAGGGUCCACAGUACUCUGCAAAGACAAAAUUGAAGUAACCUUUAAUAGGCUAUCUGGUUUAAGUCGGAGGUUUGUGGCACACACAUGUGGAGCAGUUCUUGAGUUACCAUGUACCUAUAGUUCAUACCCAGAGUUUCGUACAGAACUGGACAACAUCCUGUCAGGCGACUGCUUUACCAUGGAUAUUUUGUAA
This is a messenger RNA of Melanotaenia boesemani (Boeseman's rainbowfish), 2730 nucleotides long. RefSeq lists its product as uncharacterized. Gene Ontology annotation, molecular function: ubiquitin-protein transferase activity. Bases 631 to 2730 code for a protein of 699 amino acids. The record is from RefSeq and is a predicted model, not a curated record. NCBI's taxonomy places the organism in Eukaryota, Metazoa, Chordata, Actinopteri, Atheriniformes, Melanotaeniidae. The transcript is spliced from 4 exons.